Racocetra fulgida is the source of this 234-nucleotide messenger RNA. The record is from the annotation of a GenBank genome assembly. Lineage: Eukaryota; Fungi; Glomeromycota; Glomeromycetes; Diversisporales; Gigasporaceae.
AUGCAAACAGUUGCUCAAGUAGUCACAGCAGUAUUUAAUAAGGGGAAAGAAAGAGCAAGAUCACUAUUGUCUUUAAGCUUUAGUAGCUCAGAAGCUACUAGUAGUGAAGAUGAAAGUGAGGUAGAUCGGUUAGUAGGAAUAAAGAUAGAUCAGAUAGUAGAGAUAGUGGUAGGUCAGUUAGUAGAAGCACAAGUAGAAGCACUAGCAGGUCUAGUAGCAGUAGCAGCAGUUCAA